AUGGAUCAACCCAGUGAUAUAGAUUUGGAAAAGGCGCAACCGCACGUUCAUUCAGGACCGGACCUUGAGCAAGAAAGACGGAGGAGCGGGCAAUUUUAUGAGGAUGGAGAAAAGCUAGGAUCAGAGCUUUCUGUGGUCUAUCAUAAUUAUGAUAAUGAUAGGAAGGAUGAGAAAAGGCGAACUUCAGACACGAUUACAUCGUCUAAUGAUGAUGAUCGGGAGGACGACAACGAUGUCAAUAACCAAGCAAUCAUAUCCAGAUCCAGAUCGAGAUCGAGAACUGAAGAAGCAAACACAGAUGCUGAUGCUGCUACAUCUAUUCUAACCAGGACCUUGACCCUCGUUCGCACGCGAGAGUCUGGGCGAAACCCCGGUCCCCCUCCAGACGGCGGCAUCAGGGCAUGGUCACAAGUCCUUCUUGCUCACUUUGUAAUAGCCAAUACCUGGGGGUACACCAAUUCCUUCGGUAUGUUUCAAACAUACUACACUGAAACUCUACAUCAGUCGCCAUCAGACAUUUCCUGGAUAGGCAGUGUGCAGACAUUCUUGAUCUUUUUCAUUGGCACGUUCUCAGGUCGUGCCACCGAUGCAGGCUACUUUAAAUUCACAUGGGCUUGCGGCAUGUUCAUCGCCACACUCAGUCUAUUCAUGACUUCGUUGUGCACCGAGUAUUGGCAGAUAUUCCUCUCCCAGGGCAUCAUGCAAGGCAUUGGAUGCGGUCUCAUGUUCUGCCCCACUCUAUCUCUUCUACCAACCUACUUUGAUAAACGACGAGCACUCGCCAUGUCCGCCACAGCAGCCGGGUCCGCAACAGGCGGACUGAUAAUCCCCGCCAUGAUAAACUCGCUUUUGAAGGAAGCAGGGUUUGCAUGGACUAUGCGCGCGUUGGGGUUUUUCACUCUAGCCACUUUGCUCCCUGGUUUGUUCUUCCUCCGACAAAGACUGCCGCCGCGUCCAAGCGGGCCUAUUGUCGAAUUGGCUGCCUUUAAGGAAAUCCCCUACUUGUGCUUUGCGAUUGGCAUGUUUUUUGUUCUUUGGGGGUUAUACGUUGGCUUCUUUUAUGUGGGUAGCUAUGCCCGUGAUAUUCUUGGUGUUUCUACGUCGACAUCUACAGACCUACUCAUGGUUAUGGGUGGUAUCGGCCUCCCGGGACGGAUUGUUCCUGGUCUGGUAUCCGAUGCCUGGACGGGACCUUUGAAUCUCUUGAUUCCCUUCGCAAUUAGCACUGCUGUAACGGCAUACGGUUGGUAUGGCGUCCAUAGCACGCCUAGUCUGUAUGUGUGGGCUGUGAUAUAUGGACUCGUUUCCGCCGGCAUCCAGGGCUUGUUCCCUGUUGCUCUGAGCUCAUUGACCGACGAUCUGAAAAAGACAGGCGUAAGGAUGGGAAUGGUUCUCUCUAUUGUUGCCUUCGCAGCCUUGACUGGCAAUCCGAUUGCAGGCGCACUUGUGCAGGCUGAUGAUGAUGGUAGUUACUUGUAUAUGCAGAUGUUUAUGGGUAGUGUUAUGUUGCUGGGCACAAUAUUGUUAGUCAUUGCGAGGGUUAACCGCUUCGGGCUUACAUGGACUAAAGGGUAA
Talaromyces atroroseus is the source of this 1575-nucleotide messenger RNA. RefSeq lists its product as hypothetical. Gene Ontology annotation, biological process: transmembrane transport. The coding region runs from base 1 to 1575 and encodes 524 amino acids. Gene Ontology annotation, molecular function: transmembrane transporter activity. The transcript has a single exon. Lineage: Eukaryota; Fungi; Ascomycota; Eurotiomycetes; Eurotiales; Trichocomaceae. Gene Ontology annotation, cellular component: fungal-type vacuole membrane. The record is from RefSeq and is a predicted model, not a curated record.